GAAGGAACUACAUAUUCUGCUUUCUCAAGAAUUCUUAGCACAGUUUUUAGGAUUUAGGAAAAAAUCUACUACAAGGAGAAUCCAGAAUUAAAGUGGAGUGCACGAAAGUGGCUGUAUCUACGCACAGAACCUGAGAAUCUUCAUCAGCACCUGAUCCUCAUCGGACACAGGGCCGACACUGCAGGCCUGAAGAAGUGCUUUCUCUGCUGCCAUGGCGACUAUCCACCGAAUGGAGAGGGCCUCAGUGGCAGCUGGACCUGAGCCCCAGCUGGGGAAGCCCAUUUCUCUGCACUCCAGUCUGUGGGAAGGGAUGACAGAGAAGUUUUUGAAGGGGAAGCCCAAGGUCCUUGGUGCUAUGCAGAUCAUGGCUGGCCUGAUGAGCCUCAGCGUGGGAAUAGCAAUGAUAUGCAGCACGCCACCUUCAUAUGGACCAAAACCCUUUACAGUGUACACAGGGUACUUAAUUUGGGGAUCGGUGAUGUUUAUUAUUUCAGGAUCUUUCUCAGUUGCAGCAGCAAGAAGAACUACAAAAGGUCUUGUCCGAGCCAGUCUAGGCCUGAACAUCACCAGCUCUGUGUUUGCUGGAGUGGGAAUGAUCCUCCUCGUGGUCAGCUUGAUCUUAAAUACAGAGCAUCAUUUUUCCUGCUACUACUAUUACCAGACAACUGAAAAUUGUCACAUGAGAGAAUCUAUCUUAACAGGGCUGGAUGGACUGAUGUUCGUUUUAAGUGUGCUGGAAUUCUGCCUUGCUGUCUCCCUAUCUUCAUUUGGGUGCAAAGUGCUCUGUUGUCAUGCUGGUGGGCUUUUGUUGGUUCUGCCAUCAGACCUUCGCUCGACAGAAGCAGCCUCCCCUGCAGCACUGGGAGGAGGUUUCAUGGAUUCAACAGCUGCUGAGAAAAGUGCUCCAGAAAAUGUCCCCUGACUGCAAUGCAAACCCCCCUGUGGAAAACCACCUGGAAGCAUCUCUGUAGUGUGUGUGUGUGUGUGUGUGUGUGUGUGUGUGUGUUCAGAGUCAUGUUCUCUGGUUUUCCUAGGAACUUGACAAAUCUUUCCACCCACCCUGAAACAGAAUACCAGAAAUAGAAUAAAAAUAAUUCAGCUGAUUGAACAAC
Heterocephalus glaber (naked mole-rat) is the source of this 1112-nucleotide messenger RNA. NCBI's taxonomy places the organism in Eukaryota, Metazoa, Chordata, Mammalia, Rodentia, Bathyergidae. The record is from RefSeq and is a predicted model, not a curated record.